GGCGGCUGUGAUUGGUCGGUUGUGAGCGUAAGUAGCGGAGUUUUCGCGCGCUUUCCAUCAGUUGAGGCUAACUUUCCCGCGCGUUGCACCACUGUGCUAAAGUACGAAUCAAAGUUAUGAGUGUUUAACGAAAAUUCCUGUUCAAUACUUGUUUCUGCUGCUGUUGAUAAAGAUCUUUAAAAAAAUGGGAGCCAAUAGAGCCUGCCUCGUGUUCAUAACCAUCCACCUGGUGUCCCUCGCCGCCGCACAGGAGAUGUCCAAGCGCGUGCCGCAGGGGUUUCUCGGCAUGCGGGGCAAGAAGUACUUCGACGACGAAGGAAUCGAACAGUUUUACAAAAGGAAGCCGCAGUUCUUUGUUGGGGUCAAAGGGAAAAAGAGCCUUCAGGACAUCCUAGAAGCCCCUGAGGAGUAUUACAAACGAGCGCCGAUGGGUUUCAUGGGAAUGAGAGGCAAGAAGGAAGUCCUCUUCCCAGAGUUCGACAGCAAUGAGCUGGCGCCGAAGAGGGACGGAUCCCUGAUCGGGCAAAUCGACUACUCCUCAAGCGAGAACCGAAACGACCCCGACUUCCCCCUGCUCAACGAACUACUCCUACAGUAUCUGUCGAAGAUAGAGCGCCCUGCGGCCAAGCUGAUCCCCGAAACCAUGGAGUCUGACAUCGAACCUCUGACCAACGAAGUGGAGAAACGCGCUGCGAACAUCCAUCAGUUCUUUGGCGUACGCGGCAAGAAGUCCAUGAACAACAAGCGACCCUACGAUCUGACGUUCCGCGGGAAAUUUAUUGGCGUGAGGGGCAAAAAGGAUCUGAAGAAUAGUGGCCCGCAUGAAAUUAAGUUUUUGCUCGAUCAGAAUGGACCCCUGCCCAAGAGAAAGGCUCAGAUGGGAUUCUUCGGAAUGCGAGGCAAGAAGUGGGCUGACGAGAUCAUAUCAUCUAUCACGAACGAAUAUCGUUGGAACAGAAACCACCCCCGAAAUGGACUCCCCAAACUAAGUGUCUUCAAAAACUAUUGAUUAUAA
Molecule: messenger RNA, 1015 nt
Organism: Trichoplusia ni (cabbage looper)
Lineage: Eukaryota; Metazoa; Arthropoda; Insecta; Lepidoptera; Noctuidae
Gene: Tk
Product: tachykinins
Exons: 4
Coding region: 185-1009 (274 amino acids)
Source: RefSeq, a predicted model, not a curated record